Molecule: messenger RNA, 1427 nt
Organism: Sceloporus undulatus (fence lizard)
Lineage: Eukaryota; Metazoa; Chordata; Lepidosauria; Squamata; Phrynosomatidae
Product: inosine-uridine preferring nucleoside hydrolase-like
Exons: 6
Coding region: 148-1077 (309 amino acids)
Molecular function (GO): hydrolase activity, hydrolyzing N-glycosyl compounds
Source: RefSeq, a predicted model, not a curated record
CUAAGCAGUGCUUGAUUGAUCAGUUAUUUAAAGCAUUUUGUACUGUUCUUGCUGGAAAAGCUCUUAGAGUGACUUAUAGAUAAAUACACAAGAGCCCCUGCUUUCAGGCUUAAACAGCCCACAAAAAGAAACUAAGGAAUUUCUGAAAUGAAGAAACUUCUGCUGCUUGAUGUUGACUGUGGUGUUGAUGAUGCUGUAGCUAUAAUGAUAGCUCUAGCAUCUCCAAGUGUUGAAGUCCUAGGGAUUACUUGCUGUUACGGAAACAGUCUGUUGGAAAAUACAUCAAGAAACACACUCCGUGUGUUACAUGUUUGUAAUAAGCUUAAGAUUCCAGUUUAUUCCGGUGCCUCUGCUGCAAUACUUGGUGGGCCUCUGCUGGAUGAAUUCUAUUAUGGUAAAGAUGGUUUGGGUGAUGUUCCAGAUCCCCAAGCUCCAGGUUUAGACCUUCUGCAGAAAGAACAUGCUGUGCUUGCAAUACUAAGAAUAGCCAAUGAACGACCAGGUCAGGUUUCUCUAGUUGCUACUGGUCCCUUGACAAAUUUAGCGCUGGCAGUGAAAAUGGACCCAUCCCUUCCUAAGAAACUUAAGAACGUGUUCAUCAUGGGAGGAAAUAUUGAAUCCAGAGGAAAUACUACAGUCUGUGGAGAAUUCAAUUUUGAAUCUGAUCCAGAAGCUGCUUACAUUGUUUUAAAUGAAUAUACCUGCCCAGUUUAUAUUGCAUCAUGGGAGUUCAUAUGUUCCUGCCCAUUGUCCUGGGAGUUCUACCAUGAAUGGAUUAAUCAGAAUACCGAGAAAGCCAAGUUUAUGAAGAAAAUAUAUGCUCAUUCUAUCGCAAAGUGUGAACAUGAAUCACAUUUUAUUACUUGCGAUUCUUAUGCUAUGGCUGCUGCCAUUGAUGAGAAUUUUGUCACCGAAGUCACCCCAGUUGGUGUAACUGUUGAGCUCAGAGGCUCACUAACCAGAGGAAUGAUGGUAGUGGACUGGAGUGACAAACUGAAAAAGGAAAACAAAGUUUUUAUAAUGAGAAAAUGUGAUCUAAUGAAGCUGGAGACACUUUUGAUGGCUGCUUUAAAAUAAAAAUGGGACACUUAAGUGAAGAGCCUUUCCUAUCUAUACUUCUGCUGUGAUGGGCUGCUUGAAAUUUAGCUCCUGCUAUGCAACCAGAGGUUUGUAUGCAAAAGCUAAAGCAGCAUCACAUGCAAGGGAAACAGUGUAAACCUGGUAAAGGUUGCCACAACUACAAUUCAGUUAGUAUUAAUCCUCUCAUAUUUAAAGUCUGUUAGCAUGCGUCUGUGAAAGAUGUAGGCUGAAACUAAACCAGACAGAGAGAAUCUUUCUUAUGUGAUAAAGCAUUUUGAUGGGCUCAUUCAUAGAAUGAAUGAAAUCACAUUCUAAUAGACAAAUUAUAUAUAUAUAUAUAUAUAUAU